UUAGCACCCUCUGUAUCAGGUUCGUCUUCUUCCUCGUCGUCAUCGAAAUUCAAGCGCAAGAUCAGAGAAAAACCCUAGAUGGACCUCCUGAAGCAAGAGCUCCUUAAGAAGCGCCAGUCCCUCGCCGAGAACACCGGCGGCAGGCGAGUCUUCAAGCGCUCCGAGAUCGAACAGAAACAGAUCCAGAAGCUUCGCGAGCAAGAGAAACUCGAGCUCCAAGCCAAAGCCCACCGCCAAUCCAACUCCACCACCCCAACCGACUCGAAUCACAACCCUUCCACCGCCGCCACCAACACCUCCACAGCCGCGUCAUCGUCAUCCACAUCUAUCGCCUCCAAAUCCCUCACUGACGAGCAGAACAUAGACAAUCUCGUCCUCCCCAGACAAGAGGUGAUCCGCAGACUCCGAUUCCUGAAACAGCCGAUCACGCUCUUCGGGGAGGACGACGAGGCCCGGCUCGACCGGUUGAAGUUCGUGCUCAAGGCUGGGGCGUUCGAGGUUGACAGCGACAUGACCGAGGGGCAAACGAACGAUUUCCUGCGCGACAUAGUGGAGCUGAGGAAGCGGCAGAGAACGGGGAUGCUGAGCGAGAGGAAGAGGCAGAAGACCGACGAGGGAAAGGCUGAGGACAGGGACGGAGGAGGCGGGGAAGAGGAGCUGAGUGGCGAUGGUGGUUCUAGCGGCACGGAUGCUGUGGAUAAGGAUUCAAAGCGAAUGAAGGGGAAUUUUGAGGAGUUAUGUGAGGAGGAUAAGAUUUUGGUGUUCUUCAAGAGGCUGUUGAAUGAGUGGAACCAGGAAUUGGAUGAGAUGCCCGACGCUGAGAAGCGGACGGCCAAGGGGAAGUCCAUGGUGGCCACGUUUAAGCAGUGUGCGCGGUAUCUGAAUCCACUCUUCAAAUUUUGCAGGAAGAAGGUUCUUCCCGAUGAUAUUCGCCAAGCAUUGCUAUUGAUGGUUGAAUGCUGCCUGAAGCGAGACUACUUGGCUGCAAUGGACCAUUAUAUUAGGAUGGCCAUUGGAAAUGCACCCUGGCCUAUUGGUGUCACUAUGGUUGGUAUCCAUGAACGUUCAGCCCGUGAGAAGAUCUACACCAAUAGUGUGGCCCACAUUAUGAACGAUGAGACAACUCGCAAGUACUUGCAAUCUGUGAAGAGAUUAAUGACCUUUUGCCAACGACGCUACCCAACCAUGCCAUCCAAAGCUGUUGAGUUCAACAGCUUGGCAAAUGGUAGUGACUUGCAAUCUCUACUAGCAGAAGAGAGGUUUCCUGCGGGCGGUAAUGAAGCCUUUGAGGAAAGGCUUCGGAUAAUGCCUGCUCCAAAGGAUAGCUAGCUGUUAUGCAGGGAUGCUAUCAUCUGUUUAUUGGGUAGCAUCGUAUUUGAAUGUUCUAAAUGCCAUCCAAUUCUAUGCUUUGGUAAAUGGUAAAUCCACUCUCUGACCUUUGGAUGUUAGAUUUGAUUAUGUAUCAAUGCAAAAAUGUUCUAGUGCGGAAAAUUUAGCUCAA
Messenger RNA from Alnus glutinosa, 1501 nucleotides. RefSeq lists its product as uncharacterized. Lineage: Eukaryota; Viridiplantae; Streptophyta; Magnoliopsida; Fagales; Betulaceae. The coding region runs from base 79 to 1329 and encodes 416 amino acids. Gene Ontology annotation, cellular component: U4/U6 x U5 tri-snRNP complex; U2-type post-spliceosomal complex; U5 snRNP. The record is from RefSeq and is a predicted model, not a curated record. Gene Ontology annotation, biological process: generation of catalytic spliceosome for second transesterification step; RNA splicing. The transcript has 2 exons.